Molecule: messenger RNA, 377 nt
Organism: Meloidogyne enterolobii
Lineage: Eukaryota; Metazoa; Nematoda; Chromadorea; Rhabditida; Meloidogynidae
Source: the annotation of a GenBank genome assembly
AUGCUUCCUGAACAAUAUUUAAAUACAGCAGUUUCCAUAUUUGCUUCCAUUUUAUUCAUUCCACUCUCAAUAAUUGCAUUAUUAAUUAAUUUACUAUAUGCUUGUGUUUUAAUUCAUGGGCACCGAUAUUUUUCUACCAAAUUUGUUUAUAUUUGUUCAAGACAUUUAGUAAUAGCUGAUAUAGUAUCUUCACUCACACAAAUUUUUGUAAUUGUUCCUACUGUUAUUUUACCAUAUGAGAUUGGAAGAGGUUAGUAGUUGAGGAAGUGUGUUGAAAAGAGUCAGAUUAAGGUUCUCGGGUUUUGUCUAAGUAGCCUUUGGAUUAAAUUCGAAACAUUGAACAACUGUGACCCCGUUUUCCUUAGAUUUUUUAUAUU